CAACAUUAGUUGAGUUUUUCUUUCUCGUUGCAAUAAUAAGAUUGGGCUCUAGGCGCCGCUGUUCACCAAUUAGGGAAACGGGAGGCUGCGAGCUAGAGUCCCUCCCUCCCCUACCUCUACAACACAAAGCAGAGUGAAGUGGAUACUCACAGAUCGUGAUGCUGGAAACUUAAAAGUACUUCUCUUCGCUCUCUAAUAUAUUUUGGAUGUACUUGGCGAGUGACUGUGUAGAUGCAUAAGCUGAUUCAGAACCAAACAGCUCAAGAAACCGCGGAAUAUAGGCUCAGCCACUGCCAUGGCGAAUCGGCAACUGCUCCUGGACCGCAGCGGGCUGGUCCUACUGUAUAUUUUCCUGGGGACGCUGCGGGAGUCUGGGGCUGGGCAGAUCCGAUACUCGGUGCUGGAAGAGACAGACAAAGGCUUCUUCGUGGGCAAUAUUUCCAAGGACCUGGGGCUGGAGCCCAGGGAGCUGGCGGAGCGCGGAGUCCGCAUCGUCUCCAGAGGAAAGACUCAGCUUUUCGCUUUGAAUCCGCGAAGUGGCAGCUUGAUCACUGCUGAUAGGAUAGACCGGGAGGAGCUCUGUGAGGCGGUUUCCUCCUGUUUUUUAAACCUGGAGAUACUUGUGGAAGAUACCCUUAAGAUUUACGGAGUGGAGGUGGAAAUAAUGGAUAUUAAUGAUAACGCCCCCAGCUUCCGGGAGGAGGAAGUAGAGAUAAAAGUCAGUGAGCAUGCAACUCCGGGAUCGCGAUUUCCUCUUCCUAAUGCUAGGGAUCCAGAUGUGGGAAUGAACUCCCUCCAGCGCUACCAGCUCAACCCUAAUAAUUACUUUUCUUUGCAAGUGCGAGGCACAACGGAUGGGGCCAAGAAUCCUGAGCUAGUGCUGGAGGGGAGCCUGGACCGGGAAAAAGAGGCUGCUCACCACCUCCUCCUCACAGCCUUAGAUGGAGGAGAUCCCAUCCGCCAGGGCACUGUUUCCAUCCGCGUGGUGGUUCUCGAUGUAAAUGACCAUAUCCCAAAGUUUACACAGUCUGUAUAUGGAGUGAGUGUUCCUGAGAACCUCAGCUCCGGAACUCGGGUGCUUAUGGUAAACGCAACUGAUCCAGAUGAGGGAAUCAAUGGGGAAGUGGUAUAUUCAUUCCUGAAUAUGGAAAGCAAAGCUUCUGAGAUAUUCCAGUUGGAUUCUCAAUCUGGAGAAGUCUUAAUACAAGGUUCUCUGGAUUUUGAGAAACACAGAUUCUAUGAGAUGGAAAUUCAAGGCCAAGAUGGUGGAGGUCUCUCCACCACUGCUAAGAUGUUGGUCACAGUUGUGGAUGUGAAUGAUAAUGCUCCAGAAAUAACUAUCACAUCUUCUACGAAUUCAGUGCUGGAAAACUCUCCUCCAGGUACUGUGAUUGCUCUUCUAAAUGUGCAAGAUCAAGACUCCGGAGAAAAUGGUCAAGUCUCCUGUUUCAUUCCUAACAAUAUGCCUUUUAAAUUAGAAAAGACUUACGGAAAUUAUUACAAGUUGAUAACCAACAGAGCACUGGACAGGGAGCAGGUACAGAGCUAUAAUAUAACGUUGACAGCCACAGAUCGGGGAAGUCCACCCUUGUCUACAGAAACUCAUAUUUCACUGAAUGUAGCAGAUGACAACGAUAACCCGCCCACUUUUGCUCACUCCUCUUACUCUGCCUACAUUCCUGAAAACAAUCCUAGAGGGGCCUCCUUCUUCUCGGUGACUGCACUCGACAGGGACAGCAAAGAGAAUGCCCGGGUCACUUAUUCUCUGGCAGAGGAUACCCUCCAGGGAGCACCUCUAUCCUCCUACAUCUCCAUAAACUCAGACACCGGCAUUCUGUAUGCGCUGCGUUCUUUCGACUAUGAGCAAGUCCAUGAACUGCAGUUGUGGGUGACAGCACAUGACAGUGGGAACCCACCGCUCAGCAGCAACGUGUCACUGAGCAUAUUCGUGCUGGACCAGAACGACAACGUGCCGGAAAUUCUGUACCCCGCCCUCCCCACCGACGGCUCCACGGGUGUAGAGCUGGCACCCCGCUCCGCAGAGCCCGGCUACCUGGUGACCAAGGUGGUGGCUGUGGACAGAGACUCGGGCCAGAACGCCUGGCUGUCCUACCGCCUCCUCAAGGCCAGCGAGCCAGGGCUCUUCGCGGUGGGGCUGCACACGGGCGAGGUGCGCACAGCGCGGGCCCUGCUGGACAGAGACGCGCUCAAGCAGAGCCUGGUGGUGGCGGUCCAGGACCACGGGCAGCCCCCUCUCUCGGCCACGGUCACACUCACAGUGGCAGUAGCGGACAGCAUCCCCGACGUCCUGGCUGAUCUAGGCAGCCUUGAGUCUCCCGUCAGCCCCGACAAUUCGGACCUCACGCUGUACCUGGUGGUGGCGGUGGCCGCGGUGUCCUGCGUCUUCCUCGCCUUUGUCAUUGUGCUGCUGGCGCUCAGGCUGAGGCGCUGGCACACCUCGCGCCUGCUCCAGGCUUCAGGAGGCGGGUUAGCGGGUGUGCCCGCCUCUCAGUUUGUGGGCGUGGACGGGGUGCGGGCUUUCCUGCAGGCCUAUUCCCACGAGGCCUGGCUCACAGCGGACUCGCGGGGGAGUCACGUGAUCUUCCCGCAGCCCAACUACGCGGACACGCUCCUCAGCCAGGAGAGCUGUGAGAAAAGCGAGCCUCUUUUGAUAGCUGAAGAUUCAGCUACCGGUUUAGGCAAAUGUGAUCCUACCAGUAAUCAGCAAGCCCCGCCCAACACGGACUGGCGUUUCUCCCAGGCCCAGAGACCCGGCACCAGCGGAUCCCAAAAUGGCGAUGAAACCGGCACCUGGCCCAACAACCAGUUUGACACAGAGAUGCUGCAAGCCAUGAUCUUGGCCUCCGCCAGCGAAGCCGCUGAUGGGAGCUCCACCCUGGGAGGGAGUGCCGGCACCAUGGGCUUGAGUGCCCGCUACGGACCCCAGUUCACCCUGCAGCACGUGCCCGACUACCGCCAGAACGUCUACAUCCCCGGCAGCAAUGCCACUCUGACCAACGCAGCUGGCAAGCGAGAUGGCAAGGCCCCGGCAGGUGGCAACGGCAACAAGAAGAAGUCGGGCAAGAAGGAGAAGAAGUAAUGCGGAGGCCAGGCCUUGGAGCCACAGGGCAGCCUCCCUCCCCAACCAGCCCAGCCUCUCCCUACCUGUGCCCAGGCCUCGGAUUUUCAGGGCUCACCCCCAGGAUACUGGUAGGGGCCCAGGCCAUGCUCCCCUUGGGAAACAGAAACAAGUGCCCAGUCAACACCCCCCCUCUGCCCCCAGGGGAUUGAAUAUGCAAAGGGAGUUCUGCUGGGAACCCCCAUCCAAUCAAUUGCUGUGCCCAUGGGGGUAGUGGGUUAGUGUAGACACCAUUUAUCACACCCCUUUCAGUUACAGCUGAACUCCUCCAUCUUCCAAAUUCAAUCGGGCCCAUCCAUCCCCUGCCUCCCUCCUACCCGACCCACCCCACCCUCCUCCUCAACAGCUCUUCUUUCUUAAGUUGUUUGGGGGUGUUGAGGUACCUGGUGACCUAAAAAGGCUCAUAGUUCUGAAGAGUUGGAAGGGCAUCAUGACCUCUUGGCCUCUCCUUCAAUUCUCAGACUUCCCCCAAAGCAUGGUUUGGUGCCAAUCCCUUCACCUCCUUCCAGGACCUGAGACCAAGCUCAAGUUUUGGGAGAUAUGGUCACCAUUCCCAUGGUACUGAUGCUUGCUGGAUUUAGGGAGGGCAUUUUGCUACCAUGCCUCUUCCCAACACCCUGGGGACCAGUCUUUUGGUUUUCAUUGUUUGAUGUUCCCACUGCAUGCUGUGACUUCCCCCUCCCCAAACAAGAGACUUCACUGCAUGUUCUAAGACAGUAUGGGGUGGUAAGAUAAAGAAGGGAAGGGUGUGUGUGUGUGUCUGUGUGUGUGUGUAUGGGGGGAUGGACAAAGCUUGAUCCAUCAGUUAACAGGGUCUUGCUGGAGGCUCUGUAUGCCCCCAGGGUACUGACCAGAUCCCCAGAUUCCAGCCAUAAGCCAAGCACCAGGCUGGACCCUCAUCUAUCGUAUAUACAGGGCAGCCCAGGCAGCCAGCGGUGGGCUGAGCUACGGGCACCAAUGGAUUUAAACUGGCAUUAUGGUCCAAGGAAGCUCUGAGCAGGUUUGGGACCAGGUCCCCUGGAGAGGUCAGAGGGGCCUCUGUGGGUGCUGGGUACUCCAGAGGUGCUGCUGGUGGAAGGAUCAGUGUGGCCCCAGCAGGAAGGGAGGGCCAGCUAGACCAUUUUUGGUCCCUCGGUUGGGAAGGAAAGGAGCUAGAGCAGGGACCAAGUGGAAAGUGUCAGCCCAGGAUCAGGGCUUGCUUCUCCACAGGGCCCCUGCAUCCAGCAACCCCAGUCCUUCACCUCGACAGGUGCCAUUUCAUCUCUGUGAAGGCCACUGCCCAGGCCCCCAGUCCGAUCCCUCGUGGCCAGAGCCUGGUUAAAGUUCCCCAGUGCCGCCUUGUGCAUAGAUCUUCCUCUGUCCACCCCUUCUGCCCCCGGCGUCCCGUUCACGCAGCGGGGCUUCGCGAGAACCCCACCCGGCCCUUGCAGUGGUGUAGAGCCCCCCCCUCCCUUUCGGCUGGUGUAGAAUAGCCAAUAGUGUAUAGUGCGGCGUGCUUUUCCGUAAUGGCGAGUGGGCCGCGGGCGGCGGGCUCCACGCAGCCGUCUGUCCCCGAAUCUGCCUGCGGCGGCCCGUGCUGUGUUUUGUGCUGUGUCCACGCGCUGCGGCGACCCCCUCCCGCGUCCUGACUCCUCUAAGCGCUUCUCUUUGCAUAGUCACGUAGCUCCCCACCCCACCCCCUUCCUGUGUCUCACGCAAGUUUUAUACUCUAAUAUUUAUAUGGCUUUUUUUCUUUGAAAAAAAUUAAAAGAUUUCUUCUGAAA
Messenger RNA from Lagenorhynchus albirostris (white-beaked dolphin), 4902 nucleotides. RefSeq names its product protocadherin gamma-C4. Gene Ontology annotation, biological process: homophilic cell-cell adhesion. Gene Ontology annotation, molecular function: calcium ion binding. The transcript has 4 exons. The record is from RefSeq and is a predicted model, not a curated record. Bases 296 to 3100 code for a protein of 934 amino acids. Gene Ontology annotation, cellular component: plasma membrane. NCBI's taxonomy places the organism in Eukaryota, Metazoa, Chordata, Mammalia, Artiodactyla, Delphinidae.